Messenger RNA from Clunio marinus, 276 nucleotides. Lineage: Eukaryota; Metazoa; Arthropoda; Insecta; Diptera; Chironomidae. The record is from the annotation of a GenBank genome assembly.
AUGGAAAAGAUUUGGCUGCCUAGCAUUUAUACUAAAAAUGACCUUCACAAGCAUCAUGUCGGUUUCAAUCUUGAAUUCAAUUCAUUAGACCAAAUCGAAAUGAAUCAGAAAUACUCUUCGUUUUUAACCUUAGUUUCAAGAUGGGCGUUUAACCAAAAUGCUUAUUCAUCGUCGAUGAAACAGAAAACAAAAUUUUCGUCAACUGUUGGUCCACGUCUAGAGCUCAUUGCGUCGUCGACAACUACUCGUCGUGUACUUAAUAUGCAAACAUUGUGA